Messenger RNA from Cynara cardunculus var. scolymus (artichoke), 2408 nucleotides. RefSeq names its product histone-lysine N-methyltransferase, H3 lysine-9 specific SUVH4. The coding region runs from base 92 to 2173 and encodes 693 amino acids. Gene Ontology annotation, molecular function: zinc ion binding; histone methyltransferase activity; protein binding. Gene Ontology annotation, cellular component: nucleus. Lineage: Eukaryota; Viridiplantae; Streptophyta; Magnoliopsida; Asterales; Asteraceae. The transcript has 16 exons. The record is from RefSeq and is a predicted model, not a curated record.
CUCCUCCGUUUGCCGCUCAUAUUUUUACCCACUUGUCGAAACCCUAAUCUCCAUCUCCCUCUCCCUCAACUUUCUGGCUUAGACCUCCACGAUGGUUGUGCAGUCCGUCCUAGCCACCAAAAAUGACGCCCCUGCGGAGAUUGGACACACCGUCCAAGAUUGUGGGGGAGUAGACACUUAUAUUUGCUCUCCGGCUAGGAGGAUUAGUGCCCGGAUUCAGAAGAUCGAGAGCAACAAGGCUGCUAUUCGACUUCGCCAACGGGAGGAGGACUCUCUCACCAAGGCAGAUAAACCGGUGAGGAAGAAGCAGCGAUUGAACCACCACAAACAAAAAGGUAUAGCGGGUAAUGUGCAGACACAACUGGUCCAGGAUGAAGGAAUCCUAACCGGCGUCACAUCUAACUCAGACGGGGGUACAGAGCACACUGAAAAACUCAAGGGUGAGGAUAUAACAGAGGAGAUUGAAACUGGUUCCACCUCCAAGGGCCAAGUUGGAGAGAGGAGUGCUUACGCAAUGGUCACAGAUACCAUUAGAGCUUUUAACAAGCACUACCUUUACUUUGUUCAGGUGGAAGAAUCAAGAUGCAAAAAAGACGAAGAUGAUAGGAAAAAACCAAAGAAACCAAAAUCUAAGAAAUUUGUGCAGAACCAGGAUGCAACUGAAGAAAAAGCAAAGGCCAAACGACCUGAUCUUAAGGCUUUAUCAAAAAUGAUGACAUCCAAUACCAUAUUAUGCCCUCAAAAAAGGAUAGGAUCAAUCCCAGGAAUUGAUGUUGGGCACCAAUUCUUUUCACGGUGUGAGAUGGUCACUGUAGGUUUCCAUAACCACUGGCUCAAUGGAAUUGAUUAUAUUGGACAAAGUUCACAAAAGGAGUAUCCUCAAUACAAGUUACCAAUUACCGUGGCCAUAGUGUUGUCGGGCCAAUAUGAGGAUGAUUUGGAUAACUGUGAAGAUGUUGUAUAUACUGGUCAAGGUGGUAAUAAUUUACUUGGCAAUAAACGUCAGAUCAGUGAUCAAGUAAUGAAACGUGGAAAUCUAGGAUUGAAGAAUUGCCUGGAUCAAGAUGUGCCUGUUAGAGUUAUUCGAGGCCAUCAAUCUAGUAGUAGUUAUGUUGGCAAAGUUUACACAUAUGAUGGCUUGUACAAGGUUGUCAAACAUUGGGCAGAGAAAGGGGUUUCUGGUUUUACGGUUUUCAAGUUUCAACUCAAGCGUAUUGAAGGGCAACCUUCUUUGGUGACUGAACAGGUUCAUUUUGCUCAUGGGCGCAUUCCAAGUUCAGUUUCUGAAAUACGCGGGUUGGUAUGCGAGGACAUAAGUGGUGGCCUUGAGAAUAUUCCGAUCCCAGCAACCAACCUGGUUGAUGAUCCAGCUGUUGCUCCGACUGGUUACACCUAUUGCAAGUCUAUUCAAGUUUCGAAGAGUGUUGUGCUCCCUACUAGUGCCUCUGGAUGCAAUUGCCAGGGUAGUUGCACUGACCCAAGAAACUGUGCUUGUGCUAGGCUUAAUGGCUCUGACUUUCCUUAUGUACAUCGCGAUGGUGGCAGGUUAAUCGAGCCCAAGGCUGUUGUAUUCGAAUGUGGACCAAACUGUGGCUGUGGGUUGACGUGUGUCAACCGAACAUCUCAAAGAGGGUUGAGAUACCGACUUGAGGUUUUCCGGACUCCAAAGAAGGGCUGGGCAGUUCGAUCUUGGGAUUACAUACCCUCUGGGGCGCCUGUUUGUGAGUACAUAGGAAUACUCAAGAAGACAGAUGACGUUGACUCUAACCCAGAAAACAACUAUAUUUUUGACAUUGACUGCCUUCAAACAAUGAAGGGGAUUGGUGGAAGAGAGAGGCGGGUUGGGGAGGUAGCCAUGCCAUCAUUACUGGAUAAAGACGAUGAAAAAGACAGUGGCCCAGAAUUCUGCAUUGAUGCAGGUGGCACUGGAAAUGUGGCGCGUUUCAUCAAUCAUAGCUGUCAGCCAAAUUUGUUUGUGCAAUGUGUAUUGAGUGUUCACCAUGACAUCACACAAGCACGAGUUAUCCUGUUUGCUGCUGACAAUAUACCACCACUCAAGGAGCUGACAUACGACUACGGUUAUGAACUCAAUAGCGUGCUGGGUCCAGAUGGCAAGGUAAAGCAGCUUGCUUGCUUCUGUGGUGCACCAGAUUGUCGGAAGCGCUUGUUUUAGGAUCGUGUUGAUAGUAUUUUUGCGGAAGAAAUUGCAAGUCUAGGUAAUGCGCGGCUAGGUUAGCCAUAAACCGGUCCGACAAACUCUAGGAAAGUAGUCAUGGGGUUGGCAGGUGGCACCUUUAUCCUAUUAAAAAUAUUAUAUUAGCGUUCUUUAGCUGGUUGUAUGUGGUGGUUGAUUGUUCUAGGGAACUGGUGAUUUCAGCCGGCAAUGUCAAUGAACGUUGAAUGAUUGA